UGCAGAAUGGCCGCGUCCAAACUGGAACUGACUAUUAUCUUCUCUAAACGCGAUGAUUUUAUGUAAAAAUCUGGUUUCUGUAGUGCAGCUGUUAAAGAAAUAAUUGUACUUAUGCAUAAUUUAAGUGCCGUUUUAAAGUCGGUUGGCAAGUUAGCCUAGUUGGAUGUUAAUAAUUAGACCGUGAGUGUGUUUGUAUGUAGGACACCCCCGUCGGUGCUGGUUACUCCUCCUGGCACUUCCUUGUUCAAAAGUUUUAUUUAGGGGAAGGCUUGGGGAAAAGUUGGUCACCGGAUUGGAUAUUAUUUCGAUGCUGCUGUCACAUAUUAAGGGCAUGGGUCGUGUUUAUCGUACAUCAUAGAGGAACGAGCGUGCAGCUAUCGCAGCUUUUCUCAUGGCUGUAAUUAUUAGAGGGUGGCUAACUUUGCACUGAGAGGCUCCGGAGAGAGGAAGAUGUCCAUGGCUAACGUUAGCGAAGACAUCAGAGAGAAGUUCCCCCUGCAUUCCGCAGUGUGGGAGAACGAUUACAGGAAACUGGAAGAACAGAUAACGUUGCCACAGAAUGAAAUUGAGGCUGUGGAUCCCAGAGGCCGGACACCUCUGCACCUGGCUGUGUCGCUCGGGCACCUGGAGUCCGUGAGAGUCCUUCUGAGACACGGUGCUGAAGUGACUAAAGAAAACGCCAAGAAUUGGACAGUGCUGCAGGAAGCAGUCAGCACCGGAGACCCAGAGAUGGUUCAGUUAGUGCUUCAACGUCGAGACUACCUCAAAGCCUCCACUGCUCUGGGAGGAGUGCCUGAGCUGCUGUCAAAAAUCCGAGAGUCUCCGGACUUCUACAUGGAAAUGAAGUGGGAAUUCACCAGUUGGAUCCCUCUUCUGUCCCGGGUUUGUCCAAGUGAUGUUUGUCGCAUUUGGAAAAGUGGCGCUUGCCUGCGAGUGGAUGCCACUCUUCUGGGCUUUGAAAACAUGACCUGGAUCAGAGGGCGUAGAAGCUACAUCUUCAGAGGAGAUGAUUCAUGUGCAGAGUUGAUGGAGGUGAACCACGACGAUGAAGUAGUGGACACGGAACGCUUCAAUAUAUCCCAGGAAAUGGAGGAUGUCACAUUAGAGUCAAUGCAGCCGGCCGAGCAGGAAGUUGCCAAAAGGUUGACUACUCCUAUUGUCAACACCUACUUGGACACAAAGGAUAUUGCUUUUGAGAGGAACAAGUCUGGGAUUUGGGGCUGGAGAAGUGACAAAACAGAAAUGGUCAAUGGAUUUGAAGCAAAGGUUUUCAGUGUAAACAACGUAAAUGUGGUAAUCAGGACGAGGACGGAGCAUCUCACAGACGAGGAGAAAGCCAGGAUUAAAAGUGAAAGGAACAUCUUGGAGUCUCUGCUGGGGACCGUGGAGCAGCACAUAAGUGCACAAGGGGACCUUACUCUUGAGUAUGCAACGGCCAAUAAUCCCACUGCCAUCACUCCAGAGGAAUAUUUUGAUCCUGACUUUGAUCUUGGGAACAGAGACAUCGGUCGUCCCAUUGAGCUGAGCAUUCGAACACAGAAGUUCAAAGGUACGUUGUGGAUGAGCGAGGAACAUCCUCUGUCCCUGGUGGAGCAGGUAACCCCCAUUAUUGACCUCAUGGCUCGAACCAGCUCCCAUUUUGCACGGCUGCGAGAUUUUGUAACCCUCAAGUUUCCUCCUGGAUUUCCAGUUAAAAUCGAAAUCCCUCUGUUCCACGUGCUGAAUGCCAGGAUUACAUUCGGCAACGUAAACAAAUGCAGCACCGAAGAGGAAGCGGAGACAUCGGCAGCCGCCACACCGACAUCCUCAGGGGACGAUGAAGAAGCAGCAGCGCUCCCUCUGUUUCAGGUGUGCCCCGCGGUGUUUGAGGUGCCUGCGAGUUACCACCGCCGAGGGGGCAGCCGCCACACGCCCAUGUCCAACAACGACGAGGAGCUCCUGCAGUACGCCAUCCAUCAGAGUCUCCUGGAGUCUCGCAGAGGCCCGGGUCAGGAAGGGAGCUGGGAUGAUGUGGACGGGGACUUCACUGAUGCAUUGCCAAGUAGCCAGAGUGACAGGAGUAUCCCAGAGGGGGUGCUAGUGGAAUACAGAGACACCUCCAGCCCUGCCAGCUCCCCGUCUGUCUCUAGUCCGGACUCAGAGCUCCGCCUGGCCAUGGAGCUCUCUGCACGAGUUCAAGAGGAGGAGGACAGGAUGAGGAAGCAGGAGGAAGAGGAGCUGGAGAGAAUAUUGCAGCUGUCGCUCACUGAGAAGUGAAAGGAAUAAGAGGGAAUACUAUUAAUACAACUUUUCCAGAUCCAGAAGCAACCACCACACCUCAAUUUACCUUCCUAAACCACUCUAGUCAUCUAUGCAACCACAGAUUUCUUUCUGUAGCAGAUCAUUCUUGCGCAGGCAAUAUCAAACUCUCCGUAUCCGAUAUUUUCCAAAUGGUAUUUUUGGUAAAAGCAUACUCUUUUUUAUAUUUCUAUCUUGGCAUAGUGUGUCUCCAUCUUCAAGCUUGAUUCAUUGACUACGAUCCUUUUGGUUGGGUUCUACUUCUUAUUUAUUUAGUUUAUUUUCCAAUUCAGAAUCACAGCAGCAGCCUACAAGCAUUGAUCAUAUUGUUGCCUGGAAUGGGGUUGAAUCGGUUUAAUUAAGGUUUUCUAAACAAAAACAAUUUGACUACUGAAGGUGACUUUAUAUAGUGUUGGCACUCAGCACUUCCAGUCCAAAAAAAACUGUUGCUUUUUAUUUUCUUAGUACUUGUUGCCUCCUAUUUUCGAAAGCUAGAAAAAAGACGACCUAGCACAACACAGGGCAACUAGCACUGUGAACCUAAAAGUACAGAUCUGAGCGUUUUCACAAUGAAGUUUUCCUACAGAGUCACUUUGUUGAGAGUCACGGGCUCACUGAAUAACAGAAAUCUCAGGGUUCCAACUUUGCCGUUCGCUUUGGAAAUAAUUUGUUAAUCAACUGUAAAACUUUCUGAAAUUGUCACUUGGUAAAUGUUUUUGGUGCAAAAGGAUACCACUCAUGCAUAUCACGCUAUAGUGUACCAAUAUUCAUUUGAUUGGGUUUAUUAAGUUAAAUGUUCAUAUGUAAAUGCAUUCUCCCGUACUUUGUGAAUGUACACGCUACAGAUGGGUAAACAAAAGCAUGUUGCUGUGAGAGAAAUUUCAAAUUAGCCGCAUGGUAACGUAGCUUUGCUGCAGUAAGGAUGAUGUUUUAACUCCCCUGACCUGAUUUUUAAUGUCUCCUCUGAUUUCGUGGUGACAAAGGACUUAUUUUUGUAAACUGUCAUUGAGCAACUUCACCUCAGUUCAAACAUGCAAUAGCAGAGACCAGUCUGUCUGUGGAUUUACAACUGUCAUGCAGCUUAGAAGCAGCUACACAACUAGCGUUGCAGAGAUUAUUCCAGUUCGUACAGGACAGUCUGCCUUUUGUAGCCACGGACAACUCAAGACCUCUGAGCAGAAGAAAGGACAGCACAAACUUUAAGAUCAAGCAUGCCCGCCAUAUAUAGGAUUAGUUUCUUCAGCAUGUGCCAAGGAUUGAUUUGCUCUGAUAACACGUGGUGGGGUCGAGGCACGGUGACAAUGUUCUGUGGUGCCACUCAGACUAAACUUUCUGAACAGAUUUUUUUUUUUCUUUUUUUAAUUUUGUAAAUUAAAAAAUUGAGAUGACGAGCUUUCAGCUGUACCAGGGUGAUGCUGAGUAACAUGCAUUAACCACUAAAGUUGAUUUCACUGACAACCAACCACUUAUUAAAGGUCUCUGCGUUGCUGCGUCAGGAGCUUCAGCUGAACAACUACUAGUUGUAACGACCAAGUUGCCAAACUGCUGAAGAGUCAACUUUGAAAAGACUAGCUUCAGUUAAUUUAAUCUUUGCAAGGCACCGUUCAGGCUGCAAAGUUGUUUUUUGUUUUUGUAAUGUUAAAAUUUUAAGAGAAUAUGUCGGUUUCAAAAUGUUCUAAAAAUGUUCUAAAAUAAACGCACUUUAUUUCCAUGAGGAUUACAAA
Molecule: messenger RNA, 4001 nt
Organism: Stegastes partitus (bicolor damselfish)
Lineage: Eukaryota; Metazoa; Chordata; Actinopteri; Pomacentridae
Gene: ankrd13a
Product: ankyrin repeat domain 13A
Exons: 15
Coding region: 451-2256 (601 amino acids)
Cellular component (GO): cytoplasm
Molecular function (GO): protein binding
Source: RefSeq, a predicted model, not a curated record